AUGCGGCGGAGGCCUGGGGUGGGGAAGUCCCCCGCCGCUCUGUGGCGCUGGCGUCGGGUGUUGUGUUAUGCCGUUGUGGUGUCGCUGAUCGUCAGUGUGGGUCUCGUCUCGGUCGGCGUGUGGAUGUGUUUCCCCGAGGAGGCGGUUGCGGCCGGCGACGCGGCGGCGACUCUGCGGCUGCGGCUGCAGUUGUCGGAGUCGGCGAUGGCGACGCGGCGUGGCUGCGACAAGCCGCGGCGCAGUUUUGAGCCCCUCGGGGAGUUUCGUUUUUGGGGCCGCACGAUGAAUGCGUCGUGGCCGUGCCCGACGGCGGGGAUGAACAACCAGCUGAUGCUGCUGAUGGGGCGGCUGCACUGCCUCGCGGCGCGGGAGGCGCGGAGUUUUGCCGCCGCCAGCGCCGGAGGGCCGAGGCACAUUUCUAUUUUCAAGUGGAAAGAUGUCUCAUGUACGCCGAUGGGCGGGAAGGAGGGAAGGCGCCGCUACGCCGUGGGCGGGGACGACUACACGUACACCUGGUUCCGCUGGAGCGAGCUGCUGCAGUUUGACGACUUUCGUGUGUGGCGCGGAAGCGGUGGCGCGGUGGGGCCCGCGGAGGUGACGUUGGGUCCUCUCGACAACGCCGACGCCGCGCCACGGGCCGCCGAAGUGCAUGUCACGCGGGUGUGUCUCUCCGACGCGUACGGCUGGAGUGAGCAGCCGUCGCUGUCGACGUGCCCGGCGUCGGUGGACCACAUUUGGGGUACCGCGGUGUACUGGGACCUCCGCCGCGCGCUGCGGCCGCAUGCGUGGUUUGAGCGGGCUGCGGUGGCCUUUUUGCGGCGGCGCGGCAUAGCCCCCUCGCCGUCGCAGCAGCACAUGCACGCCGUGAUGUCCCUCCACGUUCGCCGCGGCGAUUAUAAAAAGUUUUGCCGCGAAAAUGAGCACGGGAGGGGACGUCGUAAGUAUCGCGUGCCGCCGUUUGUGUAUUUGAAGCGCUGGCGUCACGUCAACUCCACCAUCGUGGGCAAGAACUUCUGGGAGGAGUGUUACCCCUCCCUGCAGCACAUCGUCGCAACCGUCGCAAAGGUGACGCACGCGCACGCGCACAUCACCAAGGUGAUGCUGAUGACUAACGUCGCGGGCUUUCGGGCGCAGCUGGCGGUCGCGCUGCGGCAGCUACCUGCCACGCGACAUCUUACGCUUCUGUCGUUUGUGGCGGCCUCCGCGGAUGACAAAGCGAGAGACACAGACGCGGGCUCUCGUCAUGCUGGGCUUGCGGGCGUGGGGGAAGUGCCACCGUCGUACUGGCCGCGUCGCGUCGCAUACUACACGAAAGCUGAGGCCGCAUGGAUGGACAUCACCCUUAUCUCCCUGGCGGAGGUGAUGGUGCUCAACCGCUACAGCACAUUUAGCCACUCCGCUGUUGACCUGCAUAUUCUGCGAGAGAAGCGGCUGGCAGCAAAACUCCUCUGGUGGUGA
Molecule: messenger RNA, 1458 nt
Organism: Trypanosoma conorhini
Lineage: Eukaryota; Euglenozoa; Kinetoplastea; Trypanosomatida; Trypanosomatidae
Exons: 1
Coding region: 1-1458 (485 amino acids)
Source: RefSeq, a predicted model, not a curated record